UUUUAAACUACGGAUCUGCUCAGAGAAAUCUGCAAAUCAAGUGUAGAAAUAAGUGAAGCUUUGUGCCAAUUAUUAGGUCUAAGGAGAAGUUUGGGAGAGAGAGGAGAAGUUACUUAUUUGCCUGAUUCCGCACGCUGAGUCCAUGGGGAGGGAAUGAAGUGUACCGCUGGCUUGACAAGCAGGACAGGGAGACGCGGCUGCAGCCCUCAGGACUGGGCAGCAGCUGCAAGGCUGCCUCUGAGCGUGGUCAUGGGUCCCAGCUGCAGUGCUCUAAAGAUCAAGCAUUUUGCCUUCUAUUUUCUAUGACCAGAGAUUCCUGUGCAAAGAGAGAGUGUCAAUGAAGACCUCAAAGUCUGGAGAAAAAUGACCUUCCAUGGAAUACAAAAUAUACCUCCUGCUACGUGUUUUUGUCUUAUUGAGCUCUGAUAACUGAAACACAUGGCUCUGAGUCUAUAGAAAGUCAACUGAUCAAACUGCUCCUCACCAUGCAUCAACUAUUCAGACUGGUUUUGGGACAAAAAGAUCUCUCACGAGCUGGGGACCUCUUCUCCUUAGAUGACUCUGAGAUUGAAGACAGCCUGACAGAAGCUUUGGAGCAAAUUAAGAUAAUUAGCUCAUCUUCAGAUUACCAAACCAAUAACAAUGACCAGGCGGUAGUUGAAAUCUGUAUCACGAGAAUCACAACAGCCAUCAGAGAGACUGAGUCCAUUGAAAAGCAUGCAAAGGCCCUUGUGGGGCUCUGGGACUCCUGCUUGGAACAUAACGUGAGACCCUUUGGGAAAGAUGAAGAUACUCCUCAUGCAAAAAUCGCAUCUGAUAUCAUGAGUUGCAUUUUACAGAAUUACAACAGACCCCCCGUGAUGGCAUUAGCCAUCCCCAUUGCAGUGAAAUUCCUCCACAGAGGCAACAAAGAACUGUGCAGGAAUAUGUCCAACUACCUGUCUCUGGCCGCAAUUACCAAGGCAGAUCUCCUGGCGGAUCACACGGAAGUUAUAGUAAAGAGCAUACUCCAAGAUCAAUCAGAAAACGUGUUUUUUGAAUUUGGGGUCAAGGAACAAUAUAUGUUACUAAUUAAUAUGUAUCAAAAUGUCCCCAAUUCUCAUUAAUAAAGAUGCAUGAGGUCCAUGAGUAUCUCAGUCCACAGUUUACAGACAUAACCCACCACAUGAUCAGGUUGAUCGUCAACCCUCUAUAAGGUGCUCAAAGUUCAAAUAAUUCUUAGGGUCCCCAGUGGUGUCCUAUGUGUGCUCUCUUCCCAAGGUAACCAGACCAAUCCCCAAGCCCAUGCUGCUAUUCUGUCCAUGCUUCUUGGCAUAACAUGGUGGGGUGCUGUCCUCUUUCACCAUGCUGAGCCCAGCAGACCCUAAGGCCACUGCCAUGCAGGUCCCAGGAAUGGACUCUACUCCUGGGAACUCCAUGCUGCCCUGCCAGUGAUGGCAGUCUUUGUGCUGAGCCACCUGAAGCUUCAGGAACUACCAAGUCCUUAGCCCAGUAAUUCAGUGUGGCAGCCUGUGGCAGGAUGGGAAAGAACACUAGCCUUUCUCCUUAGUGUUACACCUUUGUAGAGAGGACCCAGAGCAGUGCCAAACUAAGUUGCCAUGUUUGCAGUAAAAUAGAUGUUUUUUUAGUGGAAUAGAAUAAAGAACCCAGAAGUAAAGCUGCACACCUAGAACCAUCUGAUUUUUGACAAAUUCAACAGAAAUAAGCAAUGGGGGAAGGACUCCCCAUUCAAUAAGAGGUGCUAGGGUAACUGGCUAUCUAUAUGCAGAUAAAACUGGACAACUAUCACCAUAUACAAAAAUUACCUCAAGAUGGAUUAAAGACUUAAAUGUAAGACCUCAAACAAUAAAAGUCCUCAAAGAAAACCUAGGAAAUACCCUUCUUGACAUCAGCCUUGGCCAGAAAUUUAUGGCUAAGUCCUUAAAAGCAAUUACGACAAAACCAAAAAUUGACAAGUGGGACCUAAUUGAACUAGAGAGCUUCUAGACAGCAAAAGGAACUAUCAACAGAGUAAACCGACAACCUACGGAAUGGGAGAAAAUUUUUGCAAACGACGCACCCAACAAAGGUCUAAUAUCCAGAAUCUAUAAGACAUUUAAGCAAUGUAACAAGCAAGAAACAAACCCAUUAUAAAGUGCAAAUCAAAAAAUUAGCAAGAUCUCAAUUAACAACCUAAUAGCAUAACUAAAAGAACUAAAGAACCAAGAGAAAACCUACUUCAAAGCUAGCAGAAGACAAGAAACAACCCAAAUCAGAGCUGAACUGAAGGAGAUUAAGACACAAAAAAAUUUUAAAAGAUCAGCAAAUCCAGGAGCUAGCUAGACUAAUCAGGAAGAUAACAGAGAAGAUCCAAAUAAACACAAUCAGAAACGACAAGGAGAUGUUACUAUUGACUACACAGAAGCACAAUCAUCAAAAGAUAUUAUGAACACCUCUGUACACAUAAACUAGAAAAUCUAGGAGAAAUUAAUAAAUUCUUGGGCACAUACAUGUAGAUUCACAGCUGAAUUCUACCAGAUGUACAAAGAAGAGCUGGUACCAUUCCUGAUGAAACUAUUCCAAAAAGUUAAGGGGGAUGGACUCCUCCCUAACUAAUUCUAUAAGACCAGCAUCAUCUUGAUACCAAAACCUGGCGGAGACACAACAUAAAAAAUAAAUAAAGAUUAAAAAAAAAAAAAAACCAACUCCAGGCCAAUAUCCUUGAACACUGAUGCAAAAAUCCUCAACAAAAUACUAGCAAAACAAAGCCAGCAGCUUAUCCACCACAAUCAAGUAGGCUUUAUUCCUGGGACGCAAGGUUGGUUGAACAUAUGCAAAUCAAUAAAUGUGAUUUAUCAUAUAAACAGAACUAAAGACAAAAACCAAUAGAUGCAAAAAAGGCUUUUGAUAAAGUUCAACACCUUUCAUGUUACAAAUUCCCAAUAAUCUAGGUAUUGAAGAGCAUACCUCAAAAUCGUAGGACCCAUCAAUGGCAAACCCACAGACAACAUCAUACUGAAUGGGCAAAAGCUGGAAACAUUACCACUGAAAACUGCACAAGACAAGGACAUCCUCUUCCACCACUCCUAUUCAACAUAGUAUUGGAAGUCCUGGCCAGAGCAAUCAUAAAAAAAAGGGAAUAAAGCACAUCCAAAUAGAAAAAGAGAACAUCAAACUAUCCCUAUUUGCAGACGACAUGCUCCUAUAUCUAGAAAACCCCAUAGUCUCAGCCCCAAAGCUUCUUAAGCUGAUAAACAACUUCAGCAAAGUCUCAGGAUGCGAAAAUCAACGUACAAAAAUCACUAGUAUAUCUUCACACCACCUGUAGCCAUGCUGAGAGCCAAAUCAGGAAUACAAUCCCAUUUACAAGUGCCACACACACACAGAUAAAAUACCUAGGAAUACAGUUCACCAGGGAGUUAGUUGAAAGAUCUCUAUAAGAAGAACUACAAAACACUCCUCAAAGAAGUCAGAGAUGACACAAACAAAUGUAAAAAUAUUCUAUACUCAUGUAUAGGAAGAAACAGUAUCAUUAAAAUGGCCAUUCUGCCCAAAUCAAUUUAUAAAUUCAAUACUAUUCUUAUUAAACCACCAAUGACAUUCAUCACAGAAAUAAAAAAAAAAUUUAAUUCAUAUGGAAACAAAAAAGAGCCUGAAUAGCCAAUGCAGUCCUAAGCAAAUAGAACAAACCUGGAGGCAUUACACUAACUUCAAACUGACUUCAAACAGGAAUGCAGUAAGCAAAACAGCAUGGCACUAGUACAAAAACAUACACAUAGACCUAUAGAACAGAAUAGAGAACUCAGAAAUAAGGCUAUGCACCUACAACUAUCUGAUCUCUGAAAAAGCUGACAAAAACAAGCAAUGGGGAAAGGACUACCUAUUCAAUAAAUGGUGCUGGGAUAACUGGCUAGCCAUAUGCAGAUUAAAACUGGACCCCAUCUUUAUACCACAUAAAAAAUUAACUUAAGAUUGAUUAAAGACUUAGACGUAAAAGCCCAAACUAUAAAAACCCUGGAAGACAACCUACGUAGUACCAUUCUGGACAUAGAAAUGGACAAAAACUUCAUGAAGAAGAUACCAAAAGCAAUUGCAACAAAAGCAAAAAUUGACAAAUAGGAUCUAAUUAAACUAAAGAGCUUCUGCACAGCAAAAGCAACUAUCAACAGAGUGAACAAACAAUCUAGAGGAUGGGAGGAGUUAUUUGCAAACUAUGCAUCUGACAAAGGUCUAAUAUCCAAGAUCUAUUAGAAACUUAAAGAAAUUCAUAAGAAAAAACAAAACCCAUUACAAAGUGAGCAAAGGACAUGAAAAGAUACAUUUCAAAAGAAGACAUACAUGCAGCCAACAAUCAUGAAAAAGCUCAACAUUUCUGAUCAUUAGAGAAAUGCAAAUCAAAACCACAAUGCAAUACCAUCUCACACCAGUGUAUUAUUAAAAAAUUAAAAAAGAACAGAUGUUGGCAAGGCUGUGGGGAAAAAGGAAUGCUUAUACACUGUUGGUGGUGGCUGAUCCUCAAAGACCUAAAAACAAUACUACCAUUGAGCUCAGCAAUUUUAUUACUGGGUAUAUAACCAAAGAAAUAGAAAUUGUUCUAUCAUAAAGACACAUGCACACAUACUAGCAAAGACAUGGAAUCAACCUAAAUGCCCAUCAGUCAUAGACUGGCUAAAGAAAAUGUGAUACGUAUACACCAUGGAAAACUAUGCAGCCAUACAAAAGAACAAGAUCAUGUCCUAUGCAGGAAUAUGGAUGGAGCCAGAGGCCAUUAGCCUUAGCAAGCUAAUACAGGAACAGAGAACCAAAUACCGCAUGUUGUCGCUUAUAAGUGGGAGCUAAAUUAUGACACACAGAGGAAAACAAAAGAUACUGGGGCAUAUUUGAAGGUGAAGGGUGAGAGGAGGGAGAGGAUCAGGAAAAAUAACUAAUGGAUACUGGGCUUAAUACCUGGGUGACAAAACCCCCAUGGCACAAGUUUACCUAUAUAAAAAAAACUGCCCCUGUACCCCCUAACUUAAAGGAAAAAAAAAAGUGGGUAAAGGACGUGAACAGAUACUUGUCAAAAGAAGACAUAAAAGCAGCCAACAAAUAUAUGACAAAAUGCUCCACAUCACUAAACAUCAGAGAAAUGCAAAUCAAAAUCUCAGUGAGAGACCAUCUCACACCAGUCAGGAUGGCUAUUACUAAAAAUUCAAAAAACAACAGAUGUUGGCAAGGCUGCAGAGAAAAGAGAAUGCUUAUACGCUAUUUGUGGGAAUGUACAUUAGUUCAGCCACUGUGGAAAGCAGUUUGGAGAUUUCUCAAAGAAGUUCAAAUAGAACUACUAUUUGACCCAGCACUUCCAUUACUGGGUAUGUUUACGCAAAGGAAAAUAAAUCCUUCUACCAAAAAGACACAUGCGCUCAUAUCUUCGGUGCAACACUAUUCACAAUAGCAAAGACAUGGAAUUAAGCUAGGUACCCAUCAACAGUGGACUGAAUGAAGAAAGUGUGGUACGUAUAUACCAAGGGAUACUGUGCUGCCAUAAAUAAGAACAAAAUCAUAUCCUUUCCAGCAACAUGGAUGCAGCUAGAGGCCAUAUCUCAAGCAAAUUAAUGUAGAUACCAAAUACCAAAUGUUCUCACUUCUGCAUGGGAACUAAUCAUUGUGUACAUGUGGAUGUAAAGAUGGGAACCAUAGACACUGGGGGAACUAAAAGAGAGGGAAGAAAGAGAGGGGCAAGGAUUGAAAAACUACUUAUUGGGUACAGUGCUAAUUACCUGUGUGAUGGGUUCAAUUGUACCCCAAACCUCAGCAUCAUGCAAUAUACCCUUGUAACAAACCUGCACGUGUAUCCUUGACUCUAAAUGAUAUUUGAAAAAAUAAAAUAAAAUAGAUUAUUGUUUUAUCUAAAACUCUCUUUCCUUCCCCUGGGCUCAACUAUUUACCCAGGAGUUGGGGUUGCUAACAAACUAAUACUUUAAUUCUCAAAGUGCCUAUUGCCUUCUAAGAAUUAAAGUUUUGUUCCUAACUUAAGCUGAUUGUACCAGACUUCCUAAGGAGGGUUCUUGGUACCAUCCCAAGACUUCUGACCAGCCACCCCAAUGGUCUGCCAGGUAUGUCUGAACUCCAGCAUGACAGUGGAAGUUUAUCACUCAACCUGGGGUUCCCUCUAAAGAUUUGUUGUUAAGAAUACUAGGCAGUAUUUUCAUUUCCAGUUUCCUUUGGCUCCAGGAUUAAAUCUCCAAUUUCACUUUAUAUGUAAUAUUAAAUUUGCUGAAAGCACAGAAAAGUAAUUACGUUUUUUUUCAACACCUUGGCUAUAUUUCUGAAACAUAUUUUACAGGAAUUUCAAACACUUAUACACACCACAUAUUGUAAAUCCAUGAUAGUCAGACUUGCUAGUAACAGAUUUAUAAAAAAAUA
This is a messenger RNA of Callithrix jacchus (white-tufted-ear marmoset), 6384 nucleotides long. It is a transcript of the gene VEPH1, whose product is annotated as ventricular zone expressed PH domain containing 1. Gene Ontology annotation, biological process: regulation of signal transduction. NCBI's taxonomy places the organism in Eukaryota, Metazoa, Chordata, Mammalia, Primates, Cebidae. The record is from RefSeq and is a predicted model, not a curated record. Gene Ontology annotation, molecular function: phosphatidylinositol-5-phosphate binding. Gene Ontology annotation, cellular component: plasma membrane.